GAAUGGCGAUUUAAAGAGAAGAGGAGAAGCGAGUGGCGGCAACAUAGACCAGUGGCGCAUCUAGUUGUUCGGAACAAUAUUGCUAUUUUCAGCGAUUGGACUUGUUAGGUUAGGUAUAGAAGAUGUUAAGCAAGAAGUGUGCGGCUAGGAGAGCCCUUGCUACGUCACUGCGGAGCCCCGUGACACACAUCGAUGGGCCGAAAUGUAACGGUACAUUCCUUGGUGACCUACUCUUCGCCUCUGGACGUGCUCUCUCUUCCUCCUUUCUUCUUAAGCCUCUCCCUCCAACUCUGUCGGUCAACCGAACGAGUCGAACGCGAUCGCGUAUACACGCAGAGGACACUUGCCGCUGUAUAAGUACUUUUACCAGUUUUGCCAACGCACGCGACGCCGGCUGAUUACACGCUCAGUAAUGAAAGCGUCCUCUUCGCGCGCGGAGGUGCUGUCAUGUAGCCUCUGUUCUUUUUUUACGCCAGUGAAAACGCUAUUGUGGGCGAAAAGUUCGUGCCAUGUUCUCUUUUCCUACAUAGAAAACGCUGCACCCAUGUUUUCUAUCAAUGGCCGUGUAACCUAUAGUGCCAUUUUUUUCUUUCUUCCAAUUUUUUCGCGAUCGUGAUCUGUGUACAGCGACAGUUUUAGCGGAUAUUUCUUUCUUGUUGAAACGUUGCUGCAGUGUUUCUGGAUGUAAGAAAAGAAGAAACAUUAUACGAACUUUUCGUCCUCUGUAACAGAUUCCUGUCGAUUAACAGUGUGAUAUAUUCGGACCUAAACGGGUUGCAGGUCCAAACUGUGGAUUAAACGUCAAUCAAACGCGAGUUAUGAAUGUGAUCGUGCAUUUCGUCUUUCAGGUGAUCGUAUAUCAGCUUGUAACAUGUCAAGGAGGUGGUGGACCAAGCACUUUCGGAUACGAUGCGUCCUCGGCUUGUACUAAACCGUAUUCUCGGGCUGGUCGUGCCCGAUUGUCGAAUCUUCCUUGUGAUUUUCAACGGCAAAACUGGUGCACAAUAGCUGGCAGCUCUUAUCCUUGGCAUGCAGUUCGUCGUUUUGUACAAGAGAAUCAAGGAUUAAUGAGACGCAUGUAUGGUGACGAAAGACAUAUUAACGUAUUAAGAGCAGAAUUUGAGAGAAAUGAUAUAGAAUUAAAAUACGAUGAUUAUUAUCAUCAUUUUUCAGAUGAUCAUAGAAAAUACCAGUACAGUCACGAUUACGAAUAUUUCGAGGCGGAUGAUGAUUUAAAAUUGAACAACGAAUUCAGGGACGAGGGACGAGGUUUUACGAGUAGAUCGUUCAACGAUAACGUUGCAAAACGAUUAAACAAAUUUCCAAAAUUAAGCGAAUACACAAGACCUCAUUUUCGACCAACGGAGAGAACCUCGACUAUUUCCACUUCAACGACGACAACUACUGCUGCGCCACCAACAACUACCAUUUCAUCUACCAAGGAAAAUUCAUCGACAAUGAUUAUAUCCUCGACGAUUGUUUCGACCACUGUUCGUGAAUCAACUACGAGAAAUACUCCUUCGAUGACAAGUUUGGUAAAUAGCACGAACGAGGAAAAGAAAAACUCGUCAGACGAGGUAACGACAUCGCCUACAGUCACAAGUUCUUAUACAGUGAAAGAGCAAAAUUUCAGUAUCAAUGAAAUUUCCGAGCAAAUAGACAGAAUAGACGAGGUCGUUGAAGAAGCUGGCGAGGUUAUAGAGGUUUCUGAAUCCAACAUAGAGGAAACAACGACUAUGAAUUUUCCCGGUACUACCGAAUUACCGGAUGAACUCGAUGGAAGCGAAGAUUUAUUCGCGACACCGAAAGAGACGACCGUUCAAGAGGAGGAGACAUCCAACUCGAACGAGCAACAAGAGUUCAGGCCACGACCAGAAUAUCGACCGAGUAAGCCGGAAGUUUCGACUAUGGAAGGCCAGCUGUAUCAGGAUGUCGCGGCGAAAGAUCAACAGGAACAACCGGUUCUUAAACUUCGAGGAGUGAAUGCUUGCCCUGUAAAGGAGGAAGUGGUUGCACCAUUUUGGGCGAACAAUACACGAGGAGAAGUAUUGGCACUUUUGAAUCUUUAUCCCUUCGAGCAAUACGUUCAUUGGGAGAAAUGCACACACGAGAACAAACAGAUGUAUUGUCGAGAUGGAUGCAGAUGCGAGCAACAAUAUCGACUUCAUCGAUUAUUAGCUUAUGACCCGAACAACGAAUGCCGUGGUAUUUUCAGCGACUGGUUUAAAUUUCCAAGUUGCUGUGUUUGCCGUUGUUACGAUUUGCCUCUUGAAUUUCGCGUAACAUCACGCUCUCCUCGCACUCAGAAGCAACGAAUUAAAGUACAAUCACCUCGAUACACAUAAAGAAACUAAUUUUUUGGUCGAUAGAAAUUUC
This is a messenger RNA of Apis dorsata (giant honeybee), 2376 nucleotides long. It is a transcript of the gene spz4, whose product is annotated as protein spaetzle 4. Gene Ontology annotation, molecular function: growth factor activity; Toll binding. Gene Ontology annotation, cellular component: extracellular region. Gene Ontology annotation, biological process: innate immune response; central nervous system formation; regulation of Toll signaling pathway. The record is from RefSeq and is a predicted model, not a curated record. NCBI's taxonomy places the organism in Eukaryota, Metazoa, Arthropoda, Insecta, Hymenoptera, Apidae. Bases 819 to 2345 code for a protein of 508 amino acids. The transcript is spliced from 6 exons.